Molecule: messenger RNA, 1574 nt
Organism: Hyphopichia burtonii NRRL Y-1933
Lineage: Eukaryota; Fungi; Ascomycota; Pichiomycetes; Serinales; Debaryomycetaceae
Product: SDR family oxidoreductase
Exons: 1
Coding region: 247-1248 (333 amino acids)
Molecular function (GO): oxidoreductase activity, acting on the CH-OH group of donors, NAD or NADP as acceptor
Source: RefSeq, a predicted model, not a curated record
AAAAAAAAGAAAAAAGAAGAAAGUGGCUGCCGGAGCUAGCCCAAAGAGGAAGUGAGGUGUGGACGUUGCCGGGCUUACCGGUUUAAGUAAGUCCGGAAACGUCAAAGUCGGACAAUAGCAAACAGAAAAAGAAAGAAGAAAAGUCGGCAGAAAUCCGAAGCGAUGGCCUUGGUUGGGUAUAAAUAUCAGCUUGCUCUCCGUAGAGAGAGGAAUUUUGAGAAGUAACCACUAUAAUUUCAAUUGAAGAUGUCUACUACUGUUUUUGUCCUGGGAGCUACUGGUUAUAUUGCAUUGCACACCGUUAAAGACCUUAUUAAUAAAGGUUACUCCGUUGUUGGUUCAGUUAGAUCUGAAGCCAAAGGGGAUAAAUUGGUUAAGCAAUUGGGUGAAAAAUUCAGUUAUGAAGUUGUUCCAGAUAUUGCUGUUAAAGGUGCUUUUGAUGAAGCAUUGAAAAAACACCCGGAAGUUAGUGUCUUUUUGCACACUGCAUCUCCAUUCCACUUUAACGUUACUGAUAUUGAAAAACAACUUUUAACCCCGGCCAUUGAAGGUACCACCAAUGCAUUGAGAGCUAUUAAAGCAUACGGUCCUCAAAUCAAGAGAGUUGUUGUUACUUCUUCUUACGCUGCCAUUGGUUCUGCCGAAGCCGAUGUCGACACUUCUCUUACCAUUAGUGAAGAAACCUGGAACCCAAUUACUUGGGAAAAAGCUUUAGAAAAUCCAAUUUUGGGUUACUACGGUUCCAAGACUUUUGCCGAAAAAGCUGCUUGGGAUUUCUACAAGAACGAAAAACCAAACUUCAUUCUCAGCACGGUUAAUCCAGUCUACGUUUUCGGUCCUCAAGCCUUUGAUGAAGACGUCCGUGGUACUUUGAACACUUCUGCAGAAAUCAUUAACGGUUUAUUGAAAUUAAAUAAAUCCGACUCAGUUCCUCCAUAUAAAGGUUUGUACAUUGACGUUAGAGACGUUUCUAAAGCUCACAUUGUUGCUUUUGAGUCUGACGCUGCUAAAGAAGAAAGAUUGCUUUUAACUGACGACAGAUUUUCUUCUCAACAAUUAUUAGAUAUCUUACAUUCUAAAUUCCCUGAAUAUGCUGAUCGUUUACCUAUUGGUAAUCCAGGUGAAGGUUCUUCUACUGGUGCUAAAGUUGUUAACGAUAAGACAAGAAAAAUUUUGGGUUUUGAUUUCAUUAAUUUGGAAGGUACCACCGUUGACACCCUCAAACAAAUUAUUGAAGCUAACAAAUAGAUUUUUACUUAAAUUGAUGUAAUGAUAUAAUGUUCUUUAAAACUUUAGAGUUGUAGAUUCUAUUAAGAUAUUCCGUUAGGCUUGCAUAAAACAAUAGAAAGUAUGGCAUGCAGCAAAGUUUAUCUCAUUUGGCAGCUAAAACGACUACGGAUAUCUCUCUACACCGGGAUUCAGAGGAUUACUUUAUUCACCGUUCUUGCUCCCUGCAUACCGAGGAAUAUUCAGCAAUUUGCUGGAGAAAUAAGAGAAAUCGGACAAAAAUAUACCUAGCAAUACUUGAAUCUUACAAAACGCUCUUAUAAUAUUAUGUAUUCUGUAUUACAAAG